Messenger RNA from Morus notabilis, 2581 nucleotides. Its product is annotated as F-box/kelch-repeat protein At1g55270. Gene Ontology annotation, molecular function: protein binding. The coding region runs from base 904 to 2196 and encodes 430 amino acids. NCBI's taxonomy places the organism in Eukaryota, Viridiplantae, Streptophyta, Magnoliopsida, Rosales, Moraceae. The transcript has 2 exons. The record is from RefSeq and is a predicted model, not a curated record.
CUCUCUCUCUCUCUCUCUCACUCUCUCCAAGUCUCAAACAACAGCUAUCUUCCAAUCCGUCUCUCUGUGUUUUGUUCUUAUAUAUAUAUAUAUUUUUUCCUUUCAUUUCGUAGAGCAACCACCAAGGUGUCAUCAUUUGAAACCCAUCUUUCCUUCAUUCUUUUCCUCCUUUAAUGGUUUAGGUUUUGCUUUUCUCUCUCUCUCUCUCUCUCUCUCUCGUGCUUGGUAGGUUGUGCCGUUGAAUUCGAUGGGCCCUAAACUCCACUGAUCGAUUAAUGGUGACAGAGGGUCUCCAUCUCGUCUUUCAAUGUUCUCUCUCUCCUCUCUUCUCUCUCUCUCUUUGCCUCCAUUUUCCCUCCCCUCUAGCAUUUUGGGGAUUUUUAGCUUGUCUUAAUUUCUCUCUCUCCGAUAAAAUUUUGUGGUCUCUAAUGAUACUUCAAUGUUGGUCUUUCGAUUCUCGACAUGGGUUUUGAAGCUUGUGUGCUAAACUUUGUUGGGUUCAUUUCAAUUUUGAGUUUCUCCGGUUGUGGUUCGUGGGUUUUUGAUUGCAAAGUUUCGAGCUUUUGAUUCAUUUUUUUAGCUAGUUUUGAGUCGACCCAUGAAUUUUGGGAGCAUUUACAUGUUUUGGGCAUAGAGAAUUUGAUAAGAUAUUCUGACUAGAGAUGUUAGAAAUUGGGCUAAAAUUGUGAAGCUGAAUUCUGGAUAUAUAUAGUGUGUGUGUGUGUGUGUAUACUGAUGGGUGAAAUUGGUGUGUGAUGUGUAAAGCAUUUAGGGGCUUUUCUGUCUGUUUGAUCCAAGACAUUAUGAUUGAGAGAUUUGUAUUUGAUUUUUGAGUUUGAAACUUUUGUUGUUGUUGGUGAGUCUCUGGUAAUUGGUUGAGCAAGUCCACAAGGGAUUAGAAGAAUGGACAGAAUGAUACAGCCACCACUGGUUGAUACUACGGCAUGUUUAUGUAGAGUAGAUGCUGGCCUCAAAACUGUUGCUGGAGCCAAAAAAUAUGUUCCCGGGACAAAGCUCUGUCUUCAACCUGACAUUAAACCAUCCAUUCAUCCAACAAGAAAUAAGCCAUCACGUGGCGAUAGAAGUAGAAACCCGAACCAAUCACCUCUGCUUCCUGGACUUCCUGAUGAUCUUGCUAUUGCAUGCCUAAUACGGGUCCCAAGAGCUGAGCACCGUAAACUCCGGCUAGUCUGCAAAAGAUGGUACCGUCUUUUGGCUGGUAACUUUUUUUACUCCCUUAGAAAGAGCCUUGGCAUUGCAGAAGAAUGGAUAUAUAUCAUUAAGAGAGACCGAGAUGGUAAAAUUUCAUGGCAUGCCUUCGACCCCGUAUACCAACUUUGGCAGCCUCUUCCUCCUGUACCCAGGGAGUAUUCUGAAGCUCUUGGGUUUGGUUGUGCUGUUUUAAGUGGUUGUCACCUCUACUUGUUUGGGGGAAAGGACCCGCUGAAGGGAUCAAUGAGACGAGUCAUCUUUUAUAGUGCCAGAACCAAUAAAUGGCACCGUGCCCCAGAUAUGCUCCGUCGGCGGCAUUUCUUUGGCUCGUGUGUCAUAAAUAACUGCCUGUAUGUUGCUGGUGGGGAGAAUGAGGGGGUACAUCGGUCCUUGAGAUCAGCUGAAGUGUACGAUCCAAACAAGAACAGAUGGUCCUUCAUCUCUGAUAUGAGCACUGCAAUGGUACCCUUUAUUGGGGUUGUGUACGAGGGUAAAUGGUACCUGAAGGGGCUUGGCUCUCACCGCCAGGUUCUCAGUGAGGUCUACCAACCAGAAAACGACAGCUGGUACCCUGUCUAUGACGGAAUGGUAGCAGGUUGGAGGAAUCCAAGUGCUUCUCUAAACGGAAACCUUUAUGCUCUGGAAUGCAAGGAUGGCUGCAAACUUAGGGUAUAUGAUGAAGUGACUGAUUCUUGGAGCAAGCACAUUGACAGUAAGAUGCAUUUGGGGAAUUCCCGAGCUUUAGAGGCAGCCGCUCUUGUUCCUCUUAAUGGUAAACUGUGCAUCAUUCGAAAUAAUAUGAGCAUCUCCCUUGUGGACGUUUCGAAAUCAAGUGAUGUAAGCGGGGCUACCGCAGAACAUCUGUGGGAAACCAUAGCAGGAAGAGGGCAAUUCAAGACUUUGGUCACAAAUCUGUGGUCGAGCCUUGCUGGUAGGAACCGCUUGAAGAGUCACAUAGUUCAUUGCCAGGUCCUUCAAGCUUAAGAUUGUAAAUUAUAUCAGAAUCAAACUUUAGAGCCUUUUGUUUUAUAUAUAUGUUUACCUAAACACAGGAUUUUGAUGGGCUGUGAUAUGCAAAGGAAGCCACUAGAGCACUGCUAUUGGGCUCCUUGGAGCUGGGGACUUGAAACAACAAGGGUGGGACCCACCUUUUUGUCAUGUGUGCCCCAGCUCCCGGGAGCCCCAAAGCAUUUUUGGCUUUGCUAAGGGAUGCAAAAGGUCCAUUGUUGUUGUCAACCUGUAACAUGAGCAUACUAGAUAGAUGAGGAUGUUUGUUUCUCUGCUCUUUCUUUUGUCACAUAUAUUAUAUGAUACAAAAUGUCAAUUAUUAAAAGUAGAAAAUUAUGUGGAGAUGAUCUUCUGUUGUUGU